ACAGGUUGAUUCUGAGGUCUGUGCUGCCAUCUGCUGUUGAUGUUUUUCAGCACAUUAUGAGACGAAAUUCAGUAAAAUGGGUGGAAUAGAUCCGGUUUGUGUUUUAAAAAAUAUAGGUAUAAUAUAUAAUAAAUGCAUGUGUUUCUGAAAGGAGUUUAAGAAAGAAUAAACAUAAAUACAAUAAAACAUGAAGUACUUGUCUACACAGGUAGAACAUAUAAAACCUUAACCUGCUCUGACCUGAGCGGAUUGUCCUUCUUGUCUCACACCAUAUUUGUUCUAUCUAUACUUCCUCAUGAUUAUAUCUUUUCUCUAAUUCAACACAUUUUCUCUCUUCUUUGAUAGCUUCCAAGACUUCUUCUUCUUCUUCUUCUUCUUCUUCUUCUUCUUCUUCUUCUUCUUCUUCUUCUUCUUCUUCUUCUUCUUCUUCUUCUUCUAUUGCUCUUCAUGGCGGUUGGCAAACAUCUUUUGGUUGCAUUAUCGCCACCCACUAAUCUGGAGUGUGGACUUAAUGAAAGUAAAUAUCUUAUACUAAAAAACAAACGAAAACCAAACAAACAAACAACAUAAAAAUGAAAUUAAUUCUCAGACUCUACUCAUUAGUUGUGUUCCAGCCGAACCUUCCAGCAUUCAUCACAAAAGUUUUUCUUGAGUACAUUCAUGAUAUUUCCCUCUCCCAUCUCUCUCAGCGCCUGUUUUUAUAUGUCACAACACACGGUCCACCAUUUCAUCUUCUUCACAGGAGUCACACUUUCCAAUAUUAUGUUUUUUAAUAACAUAGAGUGAACUAUUAAGCCCGAUAUGGCCAUUCCUGAGCCUUGUCAUCACCCGCUCCUCUUUUCAUCCAAUGGUUUAUUGUUAAACAUAAAUCUUCCAUUGCUCCAUUUUUUUCCAUUCAUUCUGCCAUAUCUUUUUGAUUUGUCCCUUAAUCACACCUUUUCUGACUUACUUAUUUUUAAAUUAACAUUAUUUAUCCCACUCUUCAAAAGUAUUUGGUUCUUUCACCGCCCAGUCUCAGAGAAUCCAGGUGUGAGCAAUUAACCAAUUACUGCCAGACUCAUAUAUAAGCAGCAUUUUUUGUUUCAGUAUGUAGCUGCUGUAUUAACGUGAAGGAGGUGCAUACUACUGGUGAGUGAUUGUCAAAGUUUGAUAUAGUUCUACUGCAAGAGGAAAGAGUUUAUAAUGAAGACGGUUAGCUCUAAAGUUUAAACAUGACCCCAACUUCUUUUAAGCUUUAAUUCAAAAUGCAGCUGCUGUUUUAAUGGUGCUCUUCUCUAGUUUGAGAUGGUAUAUCUAUUAAUGUUUAAAUGUCUCCUUUCAGAAUAAAAGAUGUCUGGACGUGGGAAGAAAGCUGCUGCUGCUGAUGCACCCCAAGCAAAACUUCAACUAUCCCAGUCUACCAGAGCAGGGAUCACUUUCCCAGUGGGCCGAAUUCACAGGCUUCUGAAGAGGGGCCACUACGCUAAGCGCAUUGGCAAAGGCGCGGCGGUGUACUUCGGAGCUGUCGUGGAGUAUCUCUGUGCAGAAAUCCUGGAGCUGGCGGGAAAUGCCUGUCGUGACAACAAGAAGCGCCGCAUCUCUCCUCGCCAUAUCUUGUUGGCGGUGAAAAAUGACGAAGAGCUCAACAAACUGCUGGCAGGGGUCACGAUCUCGGAUGGCGGCGUCAUCCCAAAUAUCCAGGCAAGCCUUCUCCCGAAGAAGACUGCCAUGUCCAAGGAGGAUCGCUUGGCGAAAGAUGUUCAGUCCCAAGAGUUUUGAUUGUUAAUGUUUUUACAAUUUUAUCUAUUAAAGUGUUAUGUUUUUAUAAA
Pseudoliparis swirei is the source of this 1808-nucleotide messenger RNA. RefSeq names its product histone H2A, sperm-like. Gene Ontology annotation, molecular function: DNA binding; structural constituent of chromatin; protein heterodimerization activity. Lineage: Eukaryota; Metazoa; Chordata; Actinopteri; Perciformes; Liparidae. The record is from RefSeq and is a predicted model, not a curated record. Gene Ontology annotation, cellular component: nucleosome. The transcript has a single exon. Bases 1330 to 1758 code for a protein of 142 amino acids.